AUGACAGAAGAUCCAGAAAAUAUUCCAGCUAUAACAGUUAAAGAACCAUUAGAUUUAAUAAGACUUAGUUUAGACGAAAGAAUUUAUGUUAAAAUGAGAAACGAACGAGAGCUUAGAGGUCGAUUACACGCAUACGAUCAACAUUUGAACAUGGUUUUAGGUGAUGCCGAAGAAACUGUAACUACCGUAGAAAUAGACGAAGAAACGUAUGAAGAGGUUUAUAAAACUACUAAAAGAACAAUACCUAUGCUUUUUGUUAGAGGUGAUGGUGUAAUUUUAGUAUCACCUCCUCUAAGGGCAGGAGUUUAA
This is a messenger RNA of Pediculus humanus corporis (human body louse), 309 nucleotides long. Its product is annotated as snrnp sm protein, putative. Lineage: Eukaryota; Metazoa; Arthropoda; Insecta; Psocodea; Pediculidae. The transcript has 2 exons. Gene Ontology annotation, molecular function: RNA binding. Gene Ontology annotation, cellular component: Lsm1-7-Pat1 complex; precatalytic spliceosome; P-body. The record is from RefSeq and is a predicted model, not a curated record. Gene Ontology annotation, biological process: P-body assembly; mRNA splicing, via spliceosome. Bases 1 to 309 code for a protein of 102 amino acids.